AUGUGCGUGAUGUUAUCAGGACAGAUGAUGGGCCAUGUCGUGGCCCGAACUCAGCUGAUACUGUCUCGAAGUAACUUCGCCGAUUGCAUACGGUGUCACGGCGUGAGGGUUUCUAAAACCCUAAAAAUGGGGACAAAGCGACCAACUUGCCCUUCCUGCGAUAAACCAAGCCAGCUCUGCCUCUGCAAGAAGAUGCGAGUUCCGUGUUUCGAUAAUGAGGUGAGUGUUACUAUUCUUCAGCAUAGUCUUGAGAGAAAACACGCGCUUAAUUCAGCUCGAAUCGCUAGAUUAGGGCUUAAGAAUGUUAGUGUGACCACUGUUUUCGAUGUACAUGAUGAGGCUGAGUUCGUAAUCAGGGUUAUUGGAUCGGGUUGCAGCAAAAUUGACACGAACCAUUGGGAUUCUGAUUAUAGGGUAGAGAAUGGAGCUUCCUUUGAACUUGAUGAUAGCUCAAAGUUAGGUAGUGGCAAUGUGGAGAACUUAGAAUUUGAGAAGAAUGUGGUGGUUGUUGAUCAUGGAAGCUUUGGAUUUGUUGAAAAUUUGAAGCUUUCUCAACAUUUAGGUGCAAGUUCUUGUCGGGAUUCACGGGUUAUAGAUAAGAUAGGUUCUUGUGAAGAAAGUAGAUCAGAAGUUUUGAUAAGAAUGUGUAUGAAGAAACAUGGUGUCAUCAGCAAUUUCUCACACUCGUUGAUGCUCGAAACCAGUGUAGAGAAUCCUAGUUUUGAUCAUAUAUUGGCUUCUUCUGCCGCCAUGGAUGUCUUGAGAAAAGGGUUUGUAGUAACAAAGUUUUCAGAAGGAAAGCUAGAGUUUGAGCUCGAGGUUCCUCCGGGAUCAGCACUGUUGUUUCCAAGCGAAGAAUCGGUGAAGAUCAAUGAUCUUAAAGAGAAAGACGAGUUGAAGCUAAGGAAUCUGAUUGUUCUUGAUGGGACAUGGUCAAAGGCCAGAAGAGUAUACCUUGAGAAUCCAUGGCUGAAGAUUUUAUGUCUCCAUGUGAAACUGGAGAUUGAAGGUACAAGUUUAUACAAAGAAGUUCGGCGGCAGCCAAGAGCGGGAUGUUUGUCAACAAUAGAGAGUAUAGUAUACGCGAUGAAGGAGAUUGGAGAAGAUCCUGAAGGUUUAGAUAAUAUGUUGAAUGUUUUUGAAUCCAUGGUUGAAGAUCAAAGAAGAUGUAAAGAUGAGAACUAUCUGAAAGACAAAUGACUUUGCUAUUUGUAACAACAUGUAAGCGUUGAACAAAGAUGAUUCUUUUAAUAGUUAUGCUAAA
This is a messenger RNA of Capsella rubella, 1264 nucleotides long. RefSeq lists its product as uncharacterized. The record is from RefSeq and is a predicted model, not a curated record. Bases 1 to 1200 code for a protein of 399 amino acids. The transcript has a single exon. Lineage: Eukaryota; Viridiplantae; Streptophyta; Magnoliopsida; Brassicales; Brassicaceae.